UAUCCUAGCACUCUGUGAGAGGGAGAAGUUCCUGUUAUGUGCCUGUCUUAGGGAAACCUUCUGCCUCUUAAUUUAACUCCCCAGACUAAAGGGUUCCUCAGUGUUCAUAUGGGCUGGGUUUUUUAGUGUGUGAGACCCCAACAACGCUGGGCUGUUGGAUUCUAGGGGACUUGCUGUUCUGUCUGUAUGGACUGUUCUUGUCUAAUUGCCUGGUCCCAGUAGGAGAAGCUCAGCUCUUCUUGCUGCAGGCGCUGAUGCUGCAAUGGUCCAAAAUUGCCAUAAGGAUAAAAAGGCCCAGAAACAAGAGCAGGAGGCUCCCUUUGCCCUCCUGCAGUUGCAAAAAGAGUUUGUGGAAGGUCAGGAUGAAGCUGCUGGUCGCUGUGGUGCUGGUUGCAGGCCUGGCUGGCAUUGCUGCCUGGGGAGGUGAGGCCUUCGCAGGGGAUGAACACGUGGGCACCUGCGUCUUUGAGAAGCUGACCGGCCAGGACUACAAGUUCUGCAGAGGGGACUUGGAGGUUUUCUACCCAGAGCUGGGAGACGUUGGCUGCACAUACAUCCCCAAGUGCAAUCAGUACCGGAAACGGAUCAGCAAGGACUGGCACAACCCAAAGAUUGCAUAUCCACAGGCUGACAAGAAUAAGAAGUAUGUGCUGAUCAUGGUGGAUCCAGAUGCCCCGAACAGAGCUAAUCCAAAGUACCGUUUCUGGAGACACUGGGUUGUCAUUAACAUCAAAGGCACAGACCUGCGGGCUGGAAAACUGAGAGGCCACGUGCUAACAGAAAAUACCAGUACCGUCUUUUCUUAUUUCAACCUUUCACUGAGGUAUUGGGAACCCCAACCUGGCAGCUGCUGGCCAGUGCAGCAAGGACCAGAGAGUGAAGACUAUGGCCGCCCCACACCUCCAUCCCAGAGCGGGUACCAUCGCUACCAGUUCCGUUUGUAUGAGCAGCCGGCUCACGAGGCCAUAUCCCUAAGUCCAGAGGAAGAGGCAUCUUUGGGUUCCUGGCCCCUGGAGCGUUUCAUUGAGCAGUUUCGGCUUGGAUCCCCUGUGGCUUCGACCCAGUUCCUCACUCAACAUCACAGUGACUAGAGGCAGCGUUGCCAUCUGAGGUCAGCCCCAGAACGUCCCCUCGGAAGAUCAUCGCUUCUCUUGGCUUUGCGUUGUUUGCAUUUCCCUGUCAGACCGCUAGGCUCUGCAAAUGUCGCACUCAGUCUCUGCCCUCUAGAAAGUGAAUUGCUACAAAUGCGUAUACCCAUUCGGUUAUUUCCUCGUCUCCUUCCAUUCAGUACCCUGGUCACUGCUGGGGCCAGCCCAGUGCCAUCGACGAGCAAGUCAUAGUUCCACCAGUCUGCACAGUGCUCAGCUUUUGACCCUGGUGCCCCACCAAUGCCACCAUAGAGAAUCAACCCCCCCCCCCAACCCUCUUUCACCUGCCUGCACUGCAGCAAGACCCCUGCUAGUUUUUCCAGCCCCUUUGUGAUGGGCUUUAUAUAGCACCACACGGGCAGUCUGCAGAGGUGAGGUGUGGUAUUUUGCGCUUCCUGAAGCUGUCUUGGAGCCUGAUUUAUCCCUCCAGUGAUGCAGGUGCCAGCACAGGGCCCUGAGGAAGCAGCUUUCACCUUCCCUGUUCAGGGGCCAGUGCAACCUUGGGCUCGAGGGUAUUGCCUGGGGAGUGAUGCCUGCCCUCUGGCUCCUUUGCACCAGCCUUGCCUUCGACAUGCUAAGACUGUCCUCACCCAUGUAGCUAGAAACCCACCCCCGACCCCAAAAAUCCAGCUGGGAUUUUCUCAGCUAGGGUAUGUCCCUCUGGUUUCAGCCUGGUGUAAAGUUCCACAGCUGGCUUGCACAGCCAAAGCCGCCAUUCUAGCAGUGCCGCUGGUAUUGGAGAGAGAUGCUGAGUUUCUUGAAGCGACCAGUGGCCUCCAGUCUGGUCCCAGGGUGGCGGUGAGCAGAGAGAGGGUCAUCAGCUUGGAGAACCAGAUUCUGAUCUCACUUGUAGCCAUCUAAGGCAGGAGUGGACCCAGUCAAACCAAGGGAAUUACACCAGUGAGUGAGAGCAGAAUCGAGCAGCCCCCCCGGGCCAUAGCAGGAGCCUUUCCGAUGGCUGUACUGAAGACAGGCCUUCGCAGUGACCAUCCAGGUUUAACCCUUCCUCGAGUCCCAUGCUCCGUGGUCACCCCCCGCUUCCCCAAGCAAGCGUCGCGAACUCGGCACAGCUGUGUACCAGAUGUUGUGUCUAGUACUGAAGUGACAAAGAAGUUGUCAGAGCUGGGUCCCCCUGGCUUUGUCACUGACAGGCUCUAAUCUGUGUGGUUUGGGAAUCCCACUGGGACAUAGUAGCCGAAUCCUGCCCUCCGACUUGUUUCUUCCUUUUUGGCCUAGACUCAGUGUAGCAUUUCCUGCCUCUGUGUGUGGGAGUGGGGUUUUUGUUUGGUUUUGUUUUGUCUGUGCUUUUUUUUCUUUAAUACCUGUUCCUUAUUGCAGCAAUCAGAAUAAAAUGUGCCAUUGAA
Mauremys reevesii (Reeves's turtle) is the source of this 2512-nucleotide messenger RNA. RefSeq names its product phosphatidylethanolamine binding protein 4 (gene PEBP4). The coding region runs from base 255 to 1091 and encodes 278 amino acids. The transcript is spliced from 8 exons. Lineage: Eukaryota; Metazoa; Chordata; Testudines; Geoemydidae. The record is from RefSeq and is a predicted model, not a curated record.